AUGGCUACACAAGGCUAUUUCUCUCACACUUCCUUGGAUGGUCGUAGUCCGUGGGAUCGUGCCAGAGAUCAAGGCAUCAGUGCCAAUGGUGAGAAUAUUGCAGCAGGACACAGUUCAGCUUCCAGCACUCUGCAGCAGUGGAAGGACUCAGAUGGCUUCACUUGCCCGAACGGUGCCUCCUACACUGCCAAUCCAGAGCCCCUGAAGUUCGACUGCAGACUCUGGAGAGCUGCAAGGCUCCAUUCCGAGGACAUGGCUACACAGGACUAUUUCUCUCACACUUCCUUAGAUGGUCGUAGUCCGUGGGAUCGGGCCAGAGAUCAAGGGAUCAGUGCCAAUGGUGAGAAUAUUGCGGCAGGAAUCAUGGCUCUCACUGCCAGUGGCACCUCAACCACCUUCAGUAGCAGCACCAGCAGUCAAAUUGGCAGUCAAAUCUUUCAGUCUUCCAGCGCCGCGAGCAAUUCCACCCAGCCAGAGGAAGGCACGACCACAGCAGUGUUCGAAUCCGUUGAGGGCAAGCUGGUCUUGGAAGUGUCUGAUCCUGAACGCUUUCUCGCAGCCUCCACAGAGCUGAAAGGACCCUUGAAGUCCUUUCUGUCGGAGCUUCUGCAGAUCGACAUCAGUCGAAUCACCAUUUUCUCCUUCUCCUUGGCUCGGCGCUUGGGAAACCUGCGACGGCUGAUGGCCCUGGCAGUAGACUAUUCGGUGCAGGUGGAAAAUACCAAAGUUGAGGAAGUGGUCACAGAGAUAGUCUCAGGAAAUACCACUAGGAGAAGUGAGCUGCAGGAGACUUUGCAACAGGAUCUAGCUCAGAUGAACAUUACUGUUGAAGUAGUGGACGUUCAGGUGACACAGACAUCUUUGGAGAAGAUAGACCAAACUGACAAGGAUGCUAUGGCUUCGACGGCCUCGACGUUGUUUCCAGCUCUUAUGAUGGGUGUAGGUGCUGGAGUAAUUUGUGGUGUUUGCCUUUGUGGAUGUGUGGCAAUCGUUCGUUGGAAAAAGAAACGCAGUAGCCGCAAUAGCCGACCAUUCAUGCCCAGCAGCUUACCAACUAUUCAUGGCCACUUGGAUGCUGGCGUUUAA
Messenger RNA from Cladocopium goreaui, 1086 nucleotides. The record is from the annotation of a GenBank genome assembly. Lineage: Eukaryota; Dinophyceae; Suessiales; Symbiodiniaceae.